This is a messenger RNA of Branchiostoma belcheri (Belcher's lancelet), 2415 nucleotides long. RefSeq names its product myosin-10-like. The transcript has 9 exons. Bases 1 to 2415 code for a protein of 804 amino acids. Lineage: Eukaryota; Metazoa; Chordata; Leptocardii; Amphioxiformes; Branchiostomatidae. The record is from RefSeq and is a predicted model, not a curated record.
AUGUUAUCCCUCAGAAUAAUCCAGCACCUGGAAAAAACUCUCCAGGACAGGGUUUCCCUGAAAGAUCGGGAAGUGAGUGAGCUGAAGGCUCGUAUGACUGAUCUACAAUCAGAAAAGACACAGGAGAGUACUGAGGCUGCAGCUAAGAUCAGAGAGCUGGAGGUACGUCUGGUAGAUCAGGCGGCAAACACACGGCACAGAAUUUCCCAGAAAGAUCAGGAAAUUGAAUCCCUGACGGCUCGUGUGGCUGAACUGGAAGCUGAAAAGAAAGGAUUUGAUAAGGCCAGACCAAACAUGCUCUCUCAAACUCUGCAAGCCAAAAAUGUCCUGAUCGACCCAAGGCCUAUCCUUCAGGAAAUACAGAAGAUCAGAAAAAGUAAUGAUGAGAGAAUGGCUCAUCAGCAGGAAAUGGUCAGAAAGCUGCGGAAGCAGGUGGAGGCUAACAAAGGGUUUGUGAAGCAGCUAAAGCAGGACCUAACUGAGCAGAUUGAGCCACAUGGAAAAGUGCUCAAAGAUACCCUUGACAAAAAUCAUAAAGAGGCAGUCCAGAAGGCGGCUGAAGUGCCCCAGAUUCUACUAAACGGCGUGCCACUGCUAGAUGCUAAAGAGCAGGAGGAGGAACACCAGAAGGUGGCUGAAGUGCCCCAGAUUCUACUAAACGGCGUGCCACUGCUAGACGCUGACGAGCACGAGGAGGCAGCCCAGAAGGCGGCUGAAGUGCCCCAGAUUCUACUAAACGGCGUGCCACUGCUAGACGCUGAAGAGCACGAGGAGGCAGCCCAGAAGGCAGCUGAAGUGCCCCAGAUUCUACUAAACGGCGUGCCACUGCUAGAUGCUGAAGAGCAGGAGGAGGCAGCCCAGAAGGCGGCUGAAGUGCCCCAGAUUCUGAUAAACGGCGUGCCACUGCUAGAUGCUGAAGAGCAGGAGGAGGCAGCCCAGAAGGCGGCUGAAGUGCCCCAGAUUCUGAUAAACGGCGUGCCACUGCUAGAUGCUGAAGAGCAGGAGGAGGCAGUCCAGAAGGCGGCUGAAGUGCCCCAGAUUCUACUGAACGGCAUGCCACUGCUAGAUGCUGAAGAGCAUGAGGAGGCAGUCCAGAAGGCGGCUGAAGUGCCCCGGAUUCUGAUAAACGGCGUGCCACUGCUAGACGCUGAAGAGCACGAGGAGGCAGUCCAGAAGGCGGCUGAAGUGCCCCAGAUUCUGAUAAACGGCGUGCCACUGCUAGAUGCUGAAGAGCAGGAGGAGGCAGACCAGAAGGCGGCUGAAGUGCCCCAGAUUCUACUGAACGGCGUGCCACUGCUAGAUGCUGAAGAGCUGGAUAAGGUGGAGAAGAAGGCAGCUAGUAUGCCACAACAGUUUCUUAGUGGAUUCUCUCUGCCAAAUGAUGGAAACAGUGAAAGGUCAGAUAUUCCACACUGCAUUCCGGAGUCUCCUACAAAUGAAAGCGAAAAGGAAGAAGACACAUUCGGAAUGGGACUUGCCAGUCAACAGAAUACUAGCCUGUCUGCAGGUGAUGCAAGCAUAGAAACAACCCUAACUACUGUACAACAGCCGCUACGCAUCCCAGAGUUCUUCGUUGUGCACAAUUUCCCCCGAAGUCUUGUGGCCCACCGACUUCCUCCGAACUGUACUAUGGACCCAGUGCCGCUCCAGGUCCACUUUGUACCCAAUGAUGGUUGUGCUUCAGGAGAAAUCUAUUACGACCUUGACUCUUGGGCUGAUGCGUUCGAAGCUGCUAUGGAUGCCAUGGACUCUGGACUAGGUGAUUUCCACUGUGCGAGUCCUUACCCUGCCCGCAAGUCAGCGUCCUUCCCGGCACAGGCCUGUUCAACACACGUUCUGGAUGACUGGCUAAAGCCUUUUGACCCGAGGCAGAGGGAUUCCAUUAUAUCCAGGGCAUCAUUGAAGGAUCUGCCAACUAAGUCUGAAGUCGGUAGCGGAGACAUGAAACCACAGAGUCCUGGAGCACCAUCCUCCUGGUGGAAACCAGAGAAGCCUACCAAGUACCAAGAGUUCGGAGAGCCGAGUAUGAGCCUCCUGGACUUUACAGCAGCUGAUGAACCUCGUGGACUUGAAGUCCUGAUCGAGAAAAAAGCACCAAGUCAGUUUUGGUGUGCACCACCAGCCUUGGUAAGAGGAGAUGAGUCCCGAGGACUGGAACUUGUGCUGGAGGGUUCAAAUGAUUCCCAGGCCGUACAGCAGAAGGCAUUGCAGAGAUAUGAACUCACCAAGAUGGCCGCCGUGUCGGGCCAAGAGAUGAGCCACUCCACCAUUAGCAUGCAGGUCAACACGUCUCCAGCGACUGAGGGAGAGGACACUGUCCGAGACGACCCUGUUACAUUCGAGCCUUGUUUCUUGUUGGCACUGCUAACCCACAGGAUCAAGAGAGGCUACAGACUCAGCACUGUGCUAUACUGA